AUGCCACCAGGUUUUCUGCUCGUUACCUCUGAACCAGGGGAAAGCGUUUCCCUUGAGGAAUUUCAAGAUUGGUACAACCAUGAACACGUUCCAUUACGACUGGACCACCUCCCUUCCUUCCUCACGGGAGCCAGAUUCAGCGCCGCAGACUCCCAAACUCCUUCUUGGCUUGCUGUGUAUGAUAUCGACGAUACUGCAACUUUCCAGCACCACUCUUAUACGCGUCUCCGUGCGAAUCGCAGCCCAAGAGAGGCGGAUCUUGUCCAGCGCCUUGCUAUUCUCGACCGUCGAACGUACAAGUUAUGUAAGGACUCCGGAGAGUCUGCCCUCACUUCUUCCUAUAAACCGGAUAACCCAACGCGCCAUAUCAUCACGCAUUGGGUCGAUUUCCCAGCUGGCGAUGAAGCCUUUGAAGGAUGGUCGGACACUUUAUUACGCGCUUUGACUGGCAUAGACGGCUGGGUGCGAACGAGGACGUACAAGUGCAUCGACAAUCUCAAAACUGGAAGGAGUGUGCCGUCUGCUCCUGAGGCCCAAAUUGUUCCCCAAUAUCUUGUCAUCCAUGAGUUAUUGACCCUUCAAGUUGAUGUCGCCAACUCUAACCCAGACUCACUUGCUGAGUUGCGAGAAAGCAGAUCGUGGAAUUUGUACCGCGCUUAUCCUUCGGUGGCGCAAACGUUGAAUGUCAAGUCAAGUCUGUCGAAAUGA
This is a messenger RNA of Mycena indigotica, 708 nucleotides long. RefSeq lists its product as uncharacterized. NCBI's taxonomy places the organism in Eukaryota, Fungi, Basidiomycota, Agaricomycetes, Agaricales, Mycenaceae. The coding region runs from base 1 to 708 and encodes 235 amino acids. The record is from RefSeq and is a predicted model, not a curated record. The transcript is spliced from 3 exons.